GGUUAAAGCUAUGAAUUUGCUGAAUUUGCUGCGUUCCUUGAAUUCAUGUUUCUCGCCGGCCGCGCAGCUUCUGCUUAGUGUUUGGUGUCGCCGGCCGCCGAGAGAGAGAGACACAUGUUUGGGAAGGGGUUAAGCUAUACUUACUUUUUCUUGAACAUGUGGGACCUUCUAUUUUACCACACUAAUUUCACACUCCUUAAUCUCCGUGCCCAAAAGAAAGGGGACAACAUUAUUGGGAUGGAGGGAGUAUAUCAGAUACGAUUUGGUGAUUGGAGAAAUUAUUAGGGAAUGUCGUAAACAAAUUUUUGGCUCCGGAAUGCGCUUCCUAAAUCAUGACUGUGUUAUAGUUAGUUUUCACAAAGUUUGGGUCUCAUCUCUCAUCAACUGCAUUACAAAAAUGGAUCUUUUCAGCAGUGGAAGAAAAAUUUAAGCUUAUUAAUCGCAUGAAGGAGAAAUUCCCUCCUCCUUUAUGCACUUGAAUGAGUUCCAGUUUGUACUCCACUGUAAUUCUUAGCACCUUGAACGCAUGUGCCUUGAGUUGCUAAGGAUUCCACGGGUAUGAUGCUGCACCGUUAAGAUUUUAGUAGUCUAUCUAACUCUUACAGGGUGGAAAAAACAUCAUUGAUUCUUGAGAUUCAUCUCACAUCCUGAGCAAUGUUGGUGUAGCCAUAUCUUCAUCAGAUGGAUGUUUCUUUUCACAAUUGUAUGACUUGGCUCCUGGGGUUACUAAUUGUUUGAUUGAAAAGGAGGAGUUCUAGGUGCCUGGUCCAGAACCGCUGCUUGCCGGCCGCUGUGUCGCAGUCGCCCACUCCUAUUCUCACUUCAACUAAUAAAGGCCCAAAAACCAAGUCCAGCCUGGUUUUCCAUGACUCUGCAACACACCCCCACCAGCCUACGAUAGCAGUCUGCCUUCAACCUCGGUGUAAGGUGUAAACCAAACCAAAGCUAGGAAACCUAACUAUGAGCGCGGAGAGUCUACCAUGUACGGAGGCUAACGUGCUCCAGGGGCACGAAGGGGCGGUUCUGGCGGCGCGCUUCAACUCCAACGGUGAGUAUUGCCUUAGCUGCGGCAAAGACCGCACAAUACGCCUUUGGAAUCCCCACCGUGGAUUGCACAUCAAGACCUACAAAUCGCACGGCCGUGAAGUCCGCGAUGUCCACGUCACAGCGGAUAAUUCGAAGCUGUGUUCGUGCGGAGGCGAUCGGCAAGUGUUCUAUUGGGAUGUGGCGACAGGUCGUGUUAUUCGGAAAUUUCGCGGUCAUGAUAGUGAGGUGAAUGCUGUGAAGUUCAACGAGUAUGCAUCAGUGGUUGUCUCAGCUGGCUAUGACCGUUCAGUGCGUGCUUGGGAUUGUCGAUCUCAGAGUACCGAGCCUAUUCAGAUUAUUGACAGCUUUGCAGACAGUGUCAUGUCUGUUUGCUUAACAAAGACUGAGAUAAUUGCUGGAAGUGUUGAUGGGACUGUUAGAACAUUUGAUAUGCGAAUUGGUAGAGAAAUAUCUGAUGAUCUUGGGCACCCCGUGAACUGUAUUUCCCUGUCAAAUGAUGGCAACUGUGUAUUAGCCAAUUGUCUUGAUUCUACUUUGAGGCUUUUGGACAGAUCAACCGGUGAAUCAUUGCAAGAAUAUAAAGGCCAUACUUGCAAGUCAUUCAAGAUGGACAGCUGCCUAACAAACUCAGACGCUUAUGUGGCCGGUGGUUCAGAAGAUGGUUAUAUUUACUUUUGGGAUCUUGUAGAUGCACAAGUGGUGUCUAGUUUCCGAGCUCAUUCAUCAGUGGUAACCAGCGUGAGUUAUCAUCCGAAAGACGAUUGCAUGAUUAGUGGCUCGGUUGAUGGCAUGAUUCGGGUUUGGAAAACCUGAAAAGAGGGAGCCUGGGAGUAGGAGGCAUUGAGCAAUGUCAAUUUGUCAUUGCUUUGUUUCAGGAACCCUUACUGAAGAAAAUGGCUUUUGAGUUAUGAAAAGUGAAAACUGAGGAGGAGAGCCAUGUACAAUACAGAGGCUAUAAUUCUGCAUAUAUUGAUCGAUGCAGAAGCAGUUUCAUACCAUGCUUGUCUUAAAUCUAAUAGCACGUAUUGUCUGAACCGUUUUUAUUCGUAUUUUUUUGGCGCUUUGCCUACUUUUGAA
This is a messenger RNA of Salvia miltiorrhiza (redroot sage), 2124 nucleotides long. RefSeq lists its product as uncharacterized. The record is from RefSeq and is a predicted model, not a curated record. The coding region runs from base 961 to 1860 and encodes 299 amino acids. Gene Ontology annotation, cellular component: catalytic step 2 spliceosome. Gene Ontology annotation, molecular function: protein binding. NCBI's taxonomy places the organism in Eukaryota, Viridiplantae, Streptophyta, Magnoliopsida, Lamiales, Lamiaceae. Gene Ontology annotation, biological process: mRNA splicing, via spliceosome. The transcript is spliced from 11 exons.